UCAGAUAUUUAACUAAAUUUAUUCUGUUACAUAAACGAAUACACACAUAGAAACACACACAAGACACAUACAUAGAUAAACCUAUAUUGACACCCACACAAUGAUACGUAUACAUGCAGACACAUAUGCGCCCAAAUACCAGAGCGGUAAAUGGUCUUGGGAUAAGAAGACCGAUGCACUACACUUUGAGCCACACAACGAUUUGGAACAUGCUCGAGAGCGUUAUAUAGUAACGAAUGGCUAUAAAUUUUUGCGUACAAUUAAUCAGGAGGAGGAGCUUAUAUUUCGUCAAGAGUUUGUGCGUCCGGACUUUACCUUUGAUGCGGAUACCGUGGUCAUUAAUGAUGUGGUCGAUCUGGUGAUAUUUUUGAUGCCCAAGGAAUUCUUAACUAUGAAAUUUAUGGAAUUCUUGCGCAAGCCCGCGGUGCACAGAUUGUUGCAUGCACUCAUCAUCUACUUUGAGUACUUUCUGCGCAUGGUGGAGUUUGUGCUAAUACGACGGGAUGAACUCAACGGCGACAUGGCGCAGAUACAAAGUGAACAGACCAGCGAUAUGAAGCGCAUAUUCUCUAUAUACUUAAGUCAAUAUCGCAUGCUGGUUGCUAGAAAUUAUAGUGUUAUUAUCAAGGGUGAGGGGGACAUGACGCAGUUUUAUCAUAUGAAGGAGAUUGUGAAUAUAUCUUCAACCAUACACGACAAGCAUUUUCAUGAGCAUUUUCUGGCGACAGCCACGCAAAUCGUUUGGAUUACAUUACAUAGACGUGCCUAUAAUGUAAUUGAAAUGGAAAUGAAUCGUCUGUUUCGCUCCGAACACUUUGUUAUGCAUCGCCCGGAGUAUCUAAAAUUUACGCCAGCUGAGCGUAGCUUACUGUUUGGACGCAACAAUCGAAUUGUCAACUAUCGCAUGCAGGUGUCGCCUUUAAUACAGGAGCUAGAAUUUGUACCGCCUGAGGAUCUGCCCAUCUUGUGGAUAGGCGAACGCAAAUAUCGUGGCACGGACACGCGCAUUGUGCAGAUCGAACUGGAGUAUAUAGUGCCUGGACCGCAGCUGUUUAUGAUUGAUGUAGCUCAUGGCAUCCUGGGCCAUCCGAAAAAGCUCUACAAUACGCUACUCAGCUUGGACUGGCCCUCAGUGCGCUUUGCCAACUAUACCAAGGACUAUGAUCCUUAUUAUCUCAUACGCCAGCCCAGCUUGCGUAUACCCAAUAUUGAUGAGACGCUUGUGCGCCGCAUGUCCAAGCAUUAUGACCAGCUCUUUAAGGUUUAUCGCAUAUAUGAGCCUUGUCCACCGCAAGUGCUAAUCAAGUUUGCGCGACGUGAGCAUAUUAUUGACUUCUUUCGCAAUGAAGGCGUUUUGGACGAUAUUUAUACGCGUUGCGAAAAAGAAUUGCGCUUCGAAAAGAAGAAGCACAAUGUGCCCGAUAUCAUUGCCAAAUAUUUCAAGGUAGUUUCACGCUUUCGUAAGAAUCGAUAUACUGCACCCGGAGAUGAUACUGUGAGCUUGGCCAGCUUCGCAUCAACAUCAACAGCACGCUCGAUGCACCACGUCACACAACGCAGAAAAUCUGCGCCUGAAGAUCGUUUCUUUGAGAUAUAAAAUUUAAUUACAAUCGUAAAAAAGCUUAUCAAACAAUAAUGUUAAACAAUGAAUUAAUAUCCAGCCAUAAAGAUUUUAUGAGAUAAGCUAACUUUUAA
This is a messenger RNA of Drosophila busckii, 1695 nucleotides long. Bases 101 to 1597 code for a protein of 498 amino acids. Gene Ontology annotation, molecular function: phosphatase binding. NCBI's taxonomy places the organism in Eukaryota, Metazoa, Arthropoda, Insecta, Diptera, Drosophilidae. The transcript has a single exon. The record is from RefSeq and is a predicted model, not a curated record. Gene Ontology annotation, biological process: negative regulation of phosphatase activity.